CGUCCGAUUUAAAUUAUAAAACGUUUGGAGUACUAAACAAUCGAAGAAAUAAACGAUCGUCGCCCGAUUUUAUCGCGAAACAAUCUUCUCCUUCGAUUCAUUCUUAGAGACCGGAGACGAAAAUGGCCGACCGAGAACUUAUAGACCUUUCCGAAGUGACGUGUCCCAUCUGUCUGGACGUUUACGUCCAUCCGGUAUCCACCAGUUGCGGACACGAGUUCUGCAAAUCUUGCAUGAAUAGAGCCGCGGAACAGAGGAAUCGUCGGUGUCCACUUUGUAGAUCUCCGAUAUUCGGCAUUAAACGGCGAGGAGAUAAAAUAGAGAAAAUCGAGAGUAUCGCGUCGACCCAUUACGCCGUCUGUGACUACUGCGGAGAAGUGAUCCUUUUAUCGCGAUUACGUCAUCACGCAGAGAAAUGCCAAAGGACUAUCAAUAACGGAAAAAAGAAAAGAUCAACUCUUAAGAAAAUCGUUAAAUGCGGGCGAUGCGAGAAGAACGUUUCCGGUAAAGGACUAUUAAAGCGCCUGAGAAAGGAGAAGAGGGGCGCAAAAUCGUUUAUUUGUUUGGAAUGCUGGACCAAGAAUCUUUCCGGAAUUUGAAGAUAAUUUAAUAAAAUUAACACAAAAUUUGAAUGAACAAUUUCGAGUAUAAGAAACAUUUCGUUGCCGUAAAAUUUGAAUAUCGAAUACGUCAAUAAAAUUUGAUUACUUUUCUUUACGGACGAUUUGGUUUAUUUACAACAAAAGAAACUCAUAUUAAGAUUCGUAAUAACUUUUUUGUUUUAAGAAUUUCGCGGAAACACGAAAUAAUUUGUCAAUUCGGACGAAAGCGCAAUUGCCAGCUGAUUGAUCGGUUUAUUUCUUUGGUAAAAGAAAGGGACCCGCCGGUUUAGAAGUUCCAAAAAUUGGUUUUCUUUUCUUAUAAUCUUAUUGUAUUUUAUUGUAAAUUAGGUUAAUAACUGGAUGUAUGGAAUAAGGCGAAGCAACGCGCGCGCGCGUAGAUACGAGAUCCCGAGGCUCGGGAACAUUUUAAAAGUUAAAAGGAAUUAUCAAUUUUGACACGAAAUUUAGUAGAAAAUCGGAUCGAUUUUAUGAACGGGAAAGGCAGAAUC
Messenger RNA from Centruroides sculpturatus (bark scorpion), 1111 nucleotides. RefSeq names its product E3 ubiquitin-protein ligase RNF114-like. The record is from RefSeq and is a predicted model, not a curated record. The transcript has a single exon. Gene Ontology annotation, biological process: protein polyubiquitination; ubiquitin-dependent protein catabolic process. Gene Ontology annotation, molecular function: ubiquitin protein ligase activity. Bases 123 to 599 code for a protein of 158 amino acids. NCBI's taxonomy places the organism in Eukaryota, Metazoa, Arthropoda, Arachnida, Scorpiones, Buthidae.